Molecule: messenger RNA, 1647 nt
Organism: Dioscorea cayenensis subsp. rotundata (Guinea yam)
Lineage: Eukaryota; Viridiplantae; Streptophyta; Magnoliopsida; Dioscoreales; Dioscoreaceae
Product: protoheme IX farnesyltransferase, mitochondrial
Exons: 7
Coding region: 48-1436 (462 amino acids)
Biological process (GO): heme biosynthetic process
Cellular component (GO): membrane; mitochondrion
Molecular function (GO): protoheme IX farnesyltransferase activity
Source: RefSeq, a predicted model, not a curated record
UUCAGCGUAGAUUGGAAGCACGUUGGUCGGUGAGACGAGUCGCCGCCAUGUGGAGAAGCGCCGCCGGGCGGAGGCUAUCCGCCCAACUCCUCUUGCCUCGCGUCUCAAACCAUAGCUUCAUCAACUCCUCCACCUCUCACCCUCUUCCUUGCUUCCCUCCCUCCUAUGUUGAUGCCUCUGUUGGGAGAUCCUAUAUCGGAGAUCUCUUCUCCCUGCGCCUCUUAUCCUCUUUGGAUUCUUCGAAUCCGAGUUCUGAUCAGAAAUUAUUGGGAUUUGUGGACGCUGGGCCUUGCGCAGCUUCUCCUGUGGAGGUUUCUGCGGCUAUUGGAUCUCUGGAGUCAAUCUCUAGGAGGUAUAGAGACGUCUCGGAGGCGCUCCGGCACUAUGGGCGUUGUUAUUGGGAGCUCUCAAAAGCUCGUCUCAGCAUGCUUGUAGUUGCAACUUCUGGAUCAGGCUUUGUUCUUGGGAGUGGCAGUACUAUAGAUUUUGCUGGACUUUGUUGUACGUGUGCUGGCACAAUGAUGGUUGCAGCAUCUGCAAACUCUUUAAAUCAGGUGUUUGAGAUUCAAAAUGAUGCUAAAAUGAAUCGGACAAAGCGGAGACCACUCCCCUCUGGUCGCAUUUCUGUUCAGCAUGCUGCCAUCUGGGCGGCAAGUGUUGGAAUUGCUGGCACAGCUUUGUUGGCUUUGAAGACAAAUUACUUGGCAGCUAGUCUUGCAGCUAGUAAUCUGGUUUUGUAUGCAUUUGUAUAUACUCCCUUGAAGCAAAUACAUCCUAUCAAUACAUGGGUUGGAGCAGUUGUCGGUGCAAUACCUCCACUUCUUGGAUGGGCAGCAGCUUCUGGGGAGGUUUCACUAAAUUCAAUGAUUCUUCCUGCUGCUUUAUAUUUUUGGCAGAUACCCCAUUUCAUGGCUCUUGCAUACCUAUGUCGCAAUGAUUAUAUAGCUGGAGGUUUUCGGAUGUUCUCUUUUGGUGAUCCUUCUGGCAAGAGAACUGCUUUGGCAUCUUUCCGGAAUUGCCUUUAUCUUGUUCCUCUUGGAUUCCUGGCUUAUGAUUGGGGCAUGACUUCAGAAUGGUUCACUCUUGAAUCCUCACUCAUCACACUGGCCAUGAGCGUCGCCGCCCUGUUAUUUGUCCGGGAACGAACAACAAAAAAUGCAAGAAGAAUGUUCCAUUCGAGCCUCUUAUAUCUGCCCGUUUUCAUGUCAGGCUUGAUUUUGCAUCGUCUACCGAAUGACAACAAGCAAGAUCUGUCUCUCCCCAACUCAAACAUUAUAGCCGAAGAAGACAGAGACAUCUCUGAAACUGAAUUCCAGAAUAAAAGCUACAAUCCCCAGGACAAGCAGGUCAUGGAGUCCUCUCUUCCCCCAGUUGCCUAUGCUUCCAUUGCUCCUUUCCCCUUCUUACCAGCUCCACUCUAUGCUUCAGAUCAAUAAUAAGUUCCAAUCAUUAGUCUUUGUCAAUCUCCCACUCUUUUGUUGCGCAUGUAUAACUUCAAAUUUUCCUUAAAGUUUCUUCUGUAACAUCAAAUGUAAUAAAUUUUUGUAGACUUUCACCUUCCUUUCACGGCUUUCAUGUCUGAGAUUAGAUGCAAAAGAUAAACAAAUGUUCGUUUUGGUCCGUGAUUUAUAAACAAGUAUUUAUUUA